AAAAACCAGAAUGAAGUCUACAGCAAUGAGGAAGGUGAGCAAGCAGAUAGCCUCAUGAAGGCUCUUCCUUCUUGUCAUAGCUUUCCCCCCAAAAAAGCCAAUGACUGAGUACAGUUUAUCCUAGGGAGGGUCCCACAUAGGAGAAUAAGAGCCCACUACUCUAAAGAGUCAGGAGAGUGGAAGCACAGAGGGAAGAGUUGAAGGAGCCUAGGUGUCUUAAUAGGAAGAAAGGAUAGAAGGAGUGAGGUGUGCUAAACCUCCUGGAAAUGGGAAGGGAAAAGACCGUUGAGAGGCAGAUAGAAGACUGGCACCAUUUUCAUACUUUGCCUUGAUUUACAGGUAGACUUUAAAUUUUGCUGUUUGAACUUGGACCAUCUCCAGAACACCAGCAAGUCACUGUCACCUCCAUUUUUUUAAGUCACUAUCUAACUCCUUGGUACUGAGAAAUUAGCCCACUUUUGCUGUUCUUCCUCCCAAAAUUAUACUCUUGGGAUGGCCCUGUCUACCACAUUUUCUCCUUUCUCCCCUAAGCCUCUUACCAAGAUACCAACUAAACUGGAAGACAAUGGGGGCUGAAAUAAAGCAGGAAAGGGCAGAGGACAGAGUGGCACUGAGGAUUCCAGCUGACAUUAGGAGGCUGAAGGCAGACUCCAUGCUCAUGGUCUGAGAAAAAAGGCAUGAAAUCAAUGCACUUUGGUACUGGGGAUUGUCCACCAGGCGACCAGCACGCUGGUUUCAUUAAAGAGGUUCGUGGCAUAGAAGUUAACUAGUGAGAUCAAAAUAAAACACACAGACUCAAUUACCUUUUUCUAUGACCAGGUCCAAGACGGCUCUCACCUCGAACCACCCUGUGGGGCAGCAAGGCUUACUCAGGGCUAGCAGGAGAGAGAGAGAGAGAGCACGCCAGGGAGUGGCCUUUUAUUGGGGAACAAGAAAUUCAGGGGAAAAUUCCAUCCAAUGAAGGUCGAGGGGGGCAGCAUUCCAAGGUCAGGGUCAGUGAUUGGCCUAAGGGUCAGUGGUCAGUCACACCCCCACACAGACAGGCUCUCGCACCUGGAGAGGGUGGGGAUAGCUCCGACACAGUUUGGCCAGAACGCCUCACACCCAAUCCAGGAGGAGCCCCAUCACAUGCGAGAAUGGCUUCCUACAGGAUUGAACCUUCCGGCAUGCCUAACCUGUGAGCCACAUCCCCAGUCCCUUUUAUUUUUUAUUUUGAGACAGGUUCUCCCUAAGUUGCUUAGGGUUUCACCAAGUUGCUGAGGCUGGCUUUGAACUUAUGAUCCUUCUGCCUUAUCCUCCUGAGUUGCUGGGAUUAUAGGAGUGUGCCACAUUGUCCCACUAAUUAUAGAUGUGCCCCUCCGUUUCAUUCUUAUUGGUGAGUGCCCUCUCCUCUCAACUCCCUCCCCACUCUACUCCGGACACUGUUAAUUACCUUUUCUCUCAUGACUCCCAGAGCCCUAACUCUGGUUUCUAGGGCCUAAUGCUUAAGCCUCUUUUCUAUCUCUCCAGUCCUCAAAAUAAAUGAAACUUGUCUCCUAACAUGGUAGUGGGUGUUGGUACAUGUGUGCAAGGGAAUGAGGAAUUGAGAACAGGGAAAGGGAAACCAGAAGACAAUGUCUUCAGCUCUCUAGAUCUUGAUCCCACGACACUAAUUUGGAGGCUGACCUUUCGUCACUCUCAAAGCCGAGCUGAAUGCCAUUGCUCCCAUCAUCUCCAACUGUUUCCUCUACUCCUAUGCCCUUAUCAACUUCACUUCCCUUACCCAGUUGCCUGGUUAAUAUGGACGGGUGUUAGGGUCAGGUCCAGGGCUGGCAGAACUGAUUAACUUGGACUAUCUCCAGAUGUUCCUUUAGCACCUAACCACUGAAACAAAGUCCCAGCCAUUUUUUAUAUUUUAUUUACAGACAGAGUAUUUCUGAGUUGCUUAGGGUCUUGCUAAAUUUCUGAGGCUGGCUUUAAACUUGCAAUCCUCCUACCUCCGCCUUCAGAGCUGCUGGAAUUAUAGGAGAGAAUCCUUGGGUGCAUGAGUGGUACUGCAAGGGCUGAUACCCUUCCUUCCACUGGUACAGUCCUUGACUCUCCCUACUGGGCUCUUUACCCUGCCUGCUCAUCAUGUUCCUCCUUACUUGGUGGGCUACACUCAUUGUUGUGCUAUUUGUCCUUUUGCCACUGCUCCAUAUGUUUUACAAGAAACCUGGUGAAUGACUGGGCAGGUGGUGAGUGAGGAAGUGAGCUACAGCAGGAGGCUGACCCCCAUAAGAAGCCCAGAGCUAUCACCAUCAAGUCUCUAUUUCUGCUUCUACCUGACAAGCAAUGCCUUACCUUUAAUCCUUAUUUACCACUCCUUCCUUUGUGCAGAUGUGAACUGGAGCUCUUAAGUCAGGUGGGCACCUAUCACAUGGCAUUGUCCUAUUCAUGAGCCUGACCAAUGUGCAGGACCAUCUUAAGAACUUCUGGUAAGGGAAUCUCUAGGGUAGCGGUUGAAAACUGAUGGUCAUGAACUGGAUAUGCAAAUGAGGUUUGUUCAAAGGGCACAGCAUUCACAAUUUUCAAAAUAUAUUGCCAACAUUUAAGAUCCAGGCUUGUUAAUUCUGGGCCUCCAACCUACAUGAUGUACUUUGCCGGAACCGAUAGCUGCUGUCCCUGGAGACAAGGCAUGUACUUUUCAGUUUGCCACAGUUCCUACUUAAUUCACAUUAUUCUUUAUUAUGUCACAGGUUCCUGUAGACUUUUGAGUUCUUAAUCCUUGCUCUAGACAUAAAGGAAAUCAGCUUUCUAAAUUCUGAGCAGGGCAGUAGAAGAAAAGAAAGGAACAGAAUUCUAGAGGAACAAAAAGGUGACAGAAGAGAUGAGUUCCCUAAGAAAGGAUGGUUUCAUGACAAGACAGAAGCCACAAGAGUGAGUUCCCAGCUUCCACCAUCAUGCCAUGAGAUGGAGAAGCAUCUCUAACACCCUUUUAUUUUGCCCUAAAAUUCUAAAAUCCCUCAAUGGGUGGGGAAGAGUCAAGCAUUAUUCUCAACAUUAUACCUUCCUUCCUUUCUAUAGGCCUCAGUGCCUGGUGCUAACCCAUCCCCCAUGCCCAUUGAAUGUCCAGCACAGGUGAAUUCUGUGAGAGCCUUACCAAGAACAUGAGUCCCAUGAUCUGUGGGAAUGUGCCCUCUGUAGAAUAGAGAAACAAAAAAGAGGUGGAGAGAAUGACAAGGGAGUGAACACAGAGAAUGUAAGAACUGUGAGAGGAGAGCAGAAGGGUACUUUAGAGGCAGUGCAGUCCUCACCACAUUUCUAUUUCCCCUUAUUAGGAGCCCCAUGCCAUUCAAGAGUCUGAGAAUCAUGUCAACUGGCUGAAUGUCUGGAAGAUUCAUUCUGCCUAUACAGUCAUAUCCACCUGCAAGUUUCAUUCUGGGACCCAGAGUCUCUGCAAGUCAGCUGGAUUAACUGGAUCAUUUUUUGUCCUUCCUUUCCCUACCUCUCCCCCUUCUUUCCUCACUGCCCCUCCAUUCAGGUCUCAGGUAGACUAAAACCCAACAUUCUGGUCUUUGGGUGUAAGCACAAUUGGCAGAAGAUGCCUGUAUCUGCUGUGGAGUACUAUGUAGGCAUUCUAUAGUAAGUGUGGGAUAGAGAAGCAGAAGAUGGACAUAGAAAGGGUCAGAAAUGAAUGAGAAUGAAAAGGCAUAUAAUCAUGAUGAGCCUUGUUUCCCCCAGCUUACCAGCAGUGCCUACAUAGUACAGGAAAAGUACACCUGUUUCAGCUCUUUCUCCUGUAUUUGUUUUUAUUUCACACACCUCCCUCCUCAAAAGUGAUGCUUUUGAGGGUGAGCCUUCUGGGUCCUGCAGUGUGGCAGAGCCUACAGAAACCGGAGCCUGAAUCUGCGAGUUUCUGGAAACCUUCAGGGACACUUCAAAUCUACAGAGUAGAAACUAUCCUGCCUCAGAUCCACAUGGCUAGAUGGGAAGACACACAAACAAAAUGAAAAAACAAGGGAAUAAAGUGCCCCAAACAACCAAGUUGCUCCCAUAAGAGAAUCCAUCGAAGAAAUGUCAGAGAAGGAGUUCAGGAUGUAUUUAGUAAAACUGUUCUACGACUUAAAGAAUUAUAUAAGAGAGCAGGAGUUAUGCAGUAAAAUAACAGAUUCGCUUCAGGAGAUGAAAGAUCACUUCUGUAAAGAUAUAUUAGAGGUCCUGAAAAGAAAUAAAGAAGAAAUCCUUGAAGUGAAGGAAUCACUAAACCAACUUAAAAGUUCAAUGGAAAGUAUCACCAACAGACAAGACCAUUUGGAAGAUAGAACCUCAGGCAAUGAAGACAAAAUAUAUAAUCUUGAAAAUAAAGUUGACCCCACAGAGAAGAUGAUAAAUUGUGUGACAUUCCUUCACCCAGACACCAUGCCUGAACAGCAACUGCUAAAGCCAACUGAGUGGAGCUACUGUGACUACUUCUGGGCUGAUAAGAAGGAUCCCCAAGGCAAUGGCACGGUGGCUGGGUUUGAACUGCUGCUCCAAAAGCAACUGAAGGGCAAACAAAUGCAGAAAGAAAUGUCUGAAUUCGACCGAGAGAGGAUAAAGAUUGAAGAAGAAUAUGCAAAGAACCUGGCUAAGCUCUCUCAGAACUUCUUGGCUGCACAGGAGGAAGGCUCCUUGGGAAAAGCCUGGGCCCGGGUGAAGAAGAGUCUGGCAGAUAAAGCAGAGGUUCAUCUCAAGUUCUCCACCAAGCUUCACAGCGAGGUAGAGAAGCCCCUAAUGAACUUUCAUGAGAACUUCAAGAAAGACAUGAAAAAGUGUGACCACCAUAUCGCUGACCUCCGCAAGCAGCUCACCAGCCGCUGCGCGUCGGUGGAGAAGUCCUGGAAAGCCCUCACAGAGCGGCAGAGAGACCUGGAGAUGAAGACCCAGCAGCUGGAGAUCAAGCUGAGCAACAAGACAGAGGAGGACAUCAAGAAGGCAUGGAGAAAGUCCACACAGGCUGGUGAGGACCUCAUGCGUCGUGUGGACCUCUACAACCAGGCCCAGUCCAAGUGGUUUGAAGAGAUGGUGACCACCACUUUGGAGCUGGAGCGGCUGGAGGUGGAGAGGGUGGAGAUGAUCCGGCAACAUCUGUGUCAGCACACACAGCUGCGGCAUGAGACAGACAUGUUCAACCAAAGCACAGUCGAGCCUGUGGACCAACUGCUUCAAAAAGUGGACCCGGCCAAAGACAGAGAGCGGUGGGUCAGAGAGCACAAGACGGGCAACAUUCGCCCCGUGGACAUGGAGAUCUAGACACGCCUGUGCGGCCCCGGGGGUCCUGCCCAGGAGAGGGGCUGGGGGUCCUGUGGAGAGGGGGAGGUGGCUCCCGGUGGGUGAAGCUGCCCUCCCACACACUCUCCUGUCCACUGAGGAGAGAGGAGAGAGCUGGCAAUUCCAAAAGGGUGAUCUGGAUGGCUCAGCUGGGGAAUCCCAAAUAUUCCCAGGCCAAGAAGACAGACCUGCAACCCCGCCCUUGUCUCCAAGACUGAAGCCCCCCCCCAAACCCCGUGCCGUGCUUGUUGCUCUGAGAACAAACUGAGGCUGGAACUUUGUGGUCCCUGCUGAGUUCCAUAGGGGUGGACGUCACACACUUGUGCCCUUGGAUGCCCCAAAGCCCAUCCUCCAGCUGGUCCCUUUAUCUCUGGGGCUUUGGAAGAUCAGGGAAGAGCUGUCUCUGCCUCCAAGCUAAUAUUAAGAACAGAAUCAUGGAUAGAAGGCGCCGUCAGCUCAGCCUGCACCUAGAAUCCUUUACGGCCCUCUCUCUAUUUUUCUCAUUGCGUUCUGGGAGCCCAAAUCUGGCUUUUCUUGGCCACUUUUCAUCCCCAUGGGUCUUGGGAAGGCCUGUUUUCUGUCUUCCCAGACCAACCCUGCCCAGAGAGGUGAGGAUGGAACUACCUCAUUCAGCAAAUUAGCCCCAAGUCGGAGCAUUGAUUCAUGGUUCCUAUCAGACCAGGCAUCAUCUCUGAAGUCUUUGGAAAUCCCAAUCAAUCCAUUCCUCAGCUGCUUUCUCAAGGCAGUCCCCACCCCCACCCUACCACCCCUGCCCAUCUCACUAGAGGGAGCUUUCCAAAGUUCUCUGCCAGGGAGAUCUCCUCCUGCUGUGUGCAUGUCCAAAAGCUUUGAGAGAUGGAGAUGAGCCAGAAACCACAUGGGUCUGUCUCCCAUGGUGUCCUGUCCAACACUGGGCUAUCCUGACCCCGGCUCUCCCAGGCUGCCCACCAAAGGCUUAAUAGGGCUAGGUCAGUCCCAUAUGAGAGACAGGUUAGGGCAAGUCUUUGUCAGACUCCAUCUGCUUAUGCAAGAUAGGGUUUGGACUGCUGUCCCUUGUAUGUGCAUUGCAGACUCUCUUUGCUAUCCAGGCAUGCCCUGCCACCUGGGCCUCCAGCUCCUCUGAACUUUCCAGAGCCCUGCACAGAGCCCUCGCUUGGUGCCAGUACCUCCUUUCCCUUUGUCCAUCUUCCCUAGAGAAGCCUGAGCCAAGCGUGACUCUUUUCAGCACUACCCCUGGGUUCAGCCAGCCACUUUCUUUCUCGACUACAGCAAACACCAUCUACCCCAUCUUAGCCUAGAGAACCAGCCUGAGGAGGCUGGGAGAAAACAAUUGACCCAGUGAGCAAGGAACAGCUCCUAGCCAGAAACCCCUGCCCUGAGAGCCCACCUUUCUUCAUCUUUCCCAUUGAUGGCUUUCGGCUUGACCCUUCCGUCUUCCAUGGGGGCAGAAUUCUACCAGCAUAAUUCAUGGAUCUUUCCCUCUGUUUUACAUUGCUAAUAAUGGAUGUUGAUCUUGAAUCUUUCAGCAUCUCUUCCAUUGAAUUAGAAUGGCUUUCUCAUAGUUUAUUUUAGAAAGAUAUUCAAUAUACUAAAAAAAAAAAAAAAAAGUGAUGCCUUUGACUACAACUAUGGUGUCUGCCUCUUAAGGAUGCCAGGAAGGUUAAGUUUGGCUGCCCAAUAUCAGUCUCAAGGUGAGUCAAAACAGGUGGGCCUAAGAGAAAGAUUAGGUGUGGGAGUAUAGAAAUUGUCUUUCAAAAGCGGUGUGAGAGGGCUGGGUGCAGUGGCACACACCAGUAAUCCCAGCAACUUGGGAGGCUGAGGCAGGAGGAUCAUAAGUUAAAAGCCAGCCUCAGGGGUGGGAGGGGAAA
Messenger RNA from Marmota monax (woodchuck), 7139 nucleotides. Its product is annotated as growth arrest-specific protein 7-like. Bases 4036 to 5253 code for a protein of 405 amino acids. Gene Ontology annotation, biological process: actin filament polymerization; neuron projection morphogenesis. Lineage: Eukaryota; Metazoa; Chordata; Mammalia; Rodentia; Sciuridae. Gene Ontology annotation, molecular function: actin filament binding. The record is from RefSeq and is a predicted model, not a curated record. The transcript has a single exon. Gene Ontology annotation, cellular component: cytoplasm; actin filament; plasma membrane.